AAUUUAUAAAAAACAAUGCCUACAAUAGACUUGGAUCGGGUAGUUAUGCCCAUCACUGGUCCCGAUCGUGAGGACAUCAAAUGUGUUAUAUGUCACGGACUGCUACGCAGGCCAGUAGUCACACCGUGUUGUCGCCAACUAUGCUGUUCUCAAUGUAUUUACCGAUGGCUAGCCUAUCAGCCCAUAUGUCCGUUUGAUCGCCAAUCCCUUACCGCUGCCGACCAACUCCUGCCAGUUCCCCGUGUAUUGGACCAAAUGCUGGCCAACAUACAGGUUAGAUGCGAAUCGCACGGACGCGGCUGUCCGGCCAUCGUUCACGUCGCCGAUAUAGCCCAUCAUCUGAUCUACGAGUGCCAGUAUACCGACCAUUGUCUACAGUGCGGCUACGAUCGUACACUACUGGCGGCGGCCACCAGUGGUGGCCAACAAUCACCCGUUGAUGGACACAAUUGUGUGGAUGUAUUGCGUCAACGAUGUAUGGUAUUGACCCACGAUUUUGGCCAACUAGUCGAUGAUAAUCGUGAUCUACGGGAGGCUAACCUCAGGCACCGGGAGGCUAACCACAGGCUACAGGAGUCUAACCAUAGGCUGCAGGAGGACAACCAGCGACUGAUGGAAACUGUUAUCAGUUUACGACUGUUUUUAGCUCAACAACAACACCGAGAAAGUCAACAACAAACAUAUGUCGUCGACAUCGAUGAUAAUGAUAGUCAAAAUUUGGUAUCCAUAAACUCAGAUACCAGUGACCAUAGCCUAACAACCAGCAGUACCAGCGUCAGCACCGAUAGGGAUUCAAUAGUAACGGUUAUUGUACACCAGACACCACCAUUGUUGAGCCAUUAUCAUCGUCAGCAUAACCAUCAUCAUCAUCAUCAUCAUCGUCGUCCAUCAUCAUUGGCAUUAAUACCAUUUGCUAUUGAAUAUAAUACAGGAGCUGCUGCUGCUGCUGCUGCUACUAGUGCUGACAGGGAGUAUGCCACCAAUGAUCUACCUUUCCCUGAUUAUGCUGAUAAUGAUGAUCCUAUACAGCCGCCAUUGGCAGCACCGGUAGCUGACGAUAGACAUAUCAGAGCUGCUGCUGUGGUCAGAUCAGUAUCAGAUUAUGUUGGCCGCAGCCACGGUAAUAGGGUCAGUCACCAUACAGAUAGCCAGAUAAUUGACGAUAGGGUAGGCCUACUGAGUGAUGUGGUCGACGACGAUGACAAUAACAAUGAUGUUGCGGACAUACAUGUUGGCGGCGAUGCCACUGCCGGCGGUAGUUUGGCCAACAAUAGUCUAAUAGUGGACAUUAUCGACAGCGGUAACGGUAGUCUACCAACACCAMCUCCACCACUCAUAAUGACUACAACCUAUGAGAUACCGGAGCUGAAUAGGUCACAGAUUAUUACAAYAGUAGUACUACUAUUAGUAGUAGUAGUAGUAGUAGUAGUAGUCGAGAAAACUUGGAGUUCAUAUUUGACGGCUCAGUCAGACAUCACUACCGGUGCGAAGGUAUAAUCAGUAGCGACUCAGACGAUGACAUACUGGACAUUGAUUUGAAACGCCGUUACAACAAACGUAAGCGCCGGCUAUGGAUAUGGAAGAUCCGAUGGCCGCCAAUCAGGUUCGGUCUCCGCCGAUCCCAGUCCUAUGAUUUUGGCGGCUGUUCACAGGCAUAGUAUAAUUAUUUGUUUGUUUAAUUACCGUAAGUAUAUAUAUAUUAGUGGACAGGUAUAUGUUGUUGUAUUGUUUUUCA
Oppia nitens is the source of this 1735-nucleotide messenger RNA. RefSeq lists its product as uncharacterized. Gene Ontology annotation, molecular function: ubiquitin protein ligase activity. NCBI's taxonomy places the organism in Eukaryota, Metazoa, Arthropoda, Arachnida, Sarcoptiformes, Oppiidae. The record is from RefSeq and is a predicted model, not a curated record. The coding region runs from base 16 to 1497 and encodes 493 amino acids. Gene Ontology annotation, biological process: protein polyubiquitination; ubiquitin-dependent protein catabolic process. The transcript is spliced from 2 exons.